CCGCUUCUGACGUCAUGACGUCCUGAUGUUUUAUAGAGGGGUGGCUGAUGGCGCUGAGGCAGACGGUGAAGGAGGGUGGGGGGGUUUACCACAGCAGCAGGAGCAGGGAAGGAAGGAAGCGAGCGGAGGAUGCUUAUCUUCAAGCAUGUGAUGACUGAAGCCUGAAGGUUGAGAGGCUGCGGCAGCAGGACCUGCUAGCAUCCAGCUUCAAUGAAGGAUGAAGAGCCCGGUGCACAGAUGCAGGGACGUGGAGCACGGACGCGGGCAGGCCGGGUCUGGGGCCGGGUCUGGGGGUGGAGGAGGGUCCAACUGCCUACAACCUGAACAGCGCAUCCCUGUCUCCAAAGACGUCAUCACUUCCUCUUCUUCCUCAGCCUUGUGGUUCAUCAGGGACACCUGCGGCAUCGUGUGCGCCAUCAUAACGUGGCUGCUGGUGUUUUACGCUGAGUUUGUGGUGCUGUUUGUCAUGCUGGUGCCCUCCAAGAAUCUCACUUACAGUAUUGUGAACGGGACCUUGUUCAAUACUUUGGCCUUUCUAGCCCUCGCCUCACACCUCAGGGCCAUGUGCACUGACCCUGGGGCCGUGCCAAAAGGGAACGCCACUAAGGAAUACAUAGAAAGCCUUCAGCUGAAACCAGGGCAGGUGGUCUACAAAUGUCCAAAGUGCUGCAGCAUCAAGCCUGACCGAGCGCACCACUGCAGUGUAUGCAAACGAUGCAUACGGAAGAUGGACCACCACUGUCCCUGGGUCAACAACUGUGUUGGGGAAAACAACCAAAAGUACUUUGUUCUUUUCACAAUGUACAUUGCACUCAUCUCUCUGCACUCUCUGGCCAUGGUGGUCUUCCAUUUCCUCUACUGCUUUGAAGAUGAUUGGACAAAGUGCAGCUCCUUCUCUCCUCCAGCAACAGUCAUCCUCCUCAUCCUCCUGUGCUUUGAGGGCCUUCUCUUCCUCAUCUUCACCUCUGUGAUGUUUGGCACCCAGGUCCACUCCAUCUGUACCGAUGAGACAGGCAUAGAGCAGUUGAAAAAGGAAGAGCGAAGAUGGGCUAAAAAAACUAAGUGGAUGAACAUGAGGGCGGUUUUUGGACACCAUUUCUCUUUAUUGUGGUUAAGCCCCUUCUCCACCCCUGACCACGGCAAGGCUGAAACCUACCAGUAUGUGGUGUGAGGGAGCUCAGGACAGGGAAUGAGAAGGCCUGGAAAAGCUAGCCUGUUUGCUCCCACUCAGCCUGACUUACAGUGUACGUCCCACACAAGCCAUGGACAGCUUGUCAUGUGCUCUUUGUGCUGCCAACUAAGUGAGCAAUGUCUAAUUUAUUUAUUUUUUUGUUUUGUUUGCCUUUACAAGUCGAGUUGCAGAGAAAAAGAAACACUGUCUGUCUUUUUGUGAACACUGUGAUAAAUCAGUUUUUUUUCUGGUCUUUUCUCUUAUCAGAAGCUGUCUGUUCUUGCUUGGUGCAUAAUCUUCUUGCGUUUUGUUCAAGGAUACGUUCAGCCAAAUUACAAAAGAAAAGGAUAAAAUGGAAAAUGACAUCACUUCAGCCUGCAGGUAUAUGGCUGUUCUUGUAGGUUAGGUGACUAAAACGGUGAAAAAUCAAAAUGAAAUCAAAUGAUUAGGUUAUGAGAGUAGCCAGAAGAGUUUAUCCUGCAGGUUUUUAUCAGGGACAUGUGAAGGAAUGCACCAACCUCAUCUGCUGAAAAAUAUGUUUAGCCACUGGUUCAGUCCAGAUACACCUACUGAGAUAUAUCCAGUAUACAUGAUGCCUUUCGAAAGAUUUCAUGCCCCUUGAUUUCCUCCCAUUUUGCAGUGAACAUUGAACAAUGUGCAAAACUGUAAGAAACACAUCCCAAAAGACUUGCAGCUGGAACUGCAGUUAAAAGUGGUUCUACAACGUUUUGGGUCAUGUGAGUUGAAUAAAUCAUUUUCUGCACCACUACAGACAAGAGAUGCAGCGAUAAAUCGGUGCUGAUUUCCUUCAUGUUGGGUGAUGAAUGAUCGAAGGUCUGAAAAUCAGCCGCUGUCCUGUUUUGUGCAGCAGGUCACCUCUGCACAUGAGUGAUUAACAAUAGUCACCUCACUUUUGCCAGCUUGGUUUGUUGUCCCACCUGAUAGUCCGCUAGGGUCAGUUUGACUGGGGACCAAAACUGCAACAUUUGUUAUUUUCAGCUGAAGCAGUUUUCUCUCACACUACAGUGUGUCAAAUGAACCAAACCCUUUGAAAGACAUGUUCCCCUCCUUGCCUGUAGAGGCGCUGUCCCAAGAACCACUGAGGGAAAUGACAUAAAAACCGCUGAAGAUAUUGAGAGGAGCUUCUUUCUUCAUAAAGCCAAAAUCAGAUUUUAGUUGUUGUAGGAUUUUUCUUUUGGCGUUGAUAAAAGACCAAGCCAUUCAGAUUCAGAUUUAUUCCUAUCCCCAGUGGGCAAUUGAUGAGCCAUUACUCCAACUAGCAUUAGACUCACUCCUCUAUUUUGGUUGUAUUUACCCAGAAUUCUCUGCGUUAUAGUCCGCUUUCUGCUUUUGAAGCGGGCUUGGUGUUCACAUAUGCAUUGAGCCGCAUCAGUUCACUUCAGCUCAACAACUCCAGGUUUGUAGGCAGACCAGAGUUUGUUUUUUAUAGUUUGCAUCCAUUUUUCUGAUUGGUCAUUCACACCUCUCCAAACGAACCAGACCCUCUAAACAGACAAACUGAGAUUAAUGAGGACUGAACAGGGCUGAUAUGAAUCCAUACUUAACAAUUUUUGUCACUAUAUUUAUGGUAUAUCUAUAUAUUUUUGGACUUUCUAGACCAAAAAAUUUGUAUUGGUCAAAAUCUGAAUCGACAGGUUAGACUUUUAAAUGAUUUGUGAUCUGUCAGAAAACUACAGUCGGUGCACUCCUACUAUCCUAGUAUGCACUAUUUUGUGCCAGUCUCUCUCCUACAAUCCUAUAUAAAUACAUUGUGACUUAACUGUGAUGAAAGGUGAACAAGUUCAAGAUGUAAGGCACUUUAAGGAUUUAUCUCUAGGUAUACAAGCUGCUGCACAGCCUCUAAUCAUCUAAAAUCAUUUUUUUCUGCUACACUCCCGCAAUGAGCUAAAAUGGGAAAUUAGUGGUAAAUAUAUUCUGUAAUUUAGCUGAACGAUCUUUUUUAUUUUUUUCUUUGGACUGGCAAAAUUCCUUUUUCUUAUUGAAGUGAUUCCUUUGUGAAACCAGAUCCAUGAGCUUUUAAUUGCCGCCAAAAGCUGCACAUCAGCAGCUCCUUUAUUGCUGUUUCCAAUUGGGUUAAACUAUUUUAUUUAUUCGUUUUUUUUUAUAUUAUUUUGUAUGAAGGGCAGAUUCUAAGAAUCAGAGAAAUGAAAACUGUUUAGUUCUCCCUGUACCGUACUAUCCUGACCUUUCCUUCUCUGAUCAGCCUCCAUCUUGGCCGCUUUGCUUCGCUUUGCCUUCAGCCUCUUCACAAAGUCCUCAGGUGUCUCUGCGUCACAACGUUUGUUGUUUUUUUUUUUUUGUAUUUUGGAAGUGCAACAAAUGGUGGAAACAUACUGAAGCUAAGUUCAGUGCUGAGGCAUCAGACUUUCAAAAAAAGCCAAUAAAUUAUGACAACUGUUAAAAAUGAAACCCAGUGGGAGAAAGAUUCGGAUGUUGCCACUUGUUGCAGCUCAAUGCUAAAGCUUUUGUCCAGGAGUGUCUGUGGCAGACCUGAAGGGAACUUCCUGUUCGGACACUCUGCCAAUAAUAAUCAGAUGUAUUAUUUAUGUUUUUAUGCCGCCUUUUUUUUCUACUAUUUAUGGUUUGAAUUGGAGGUAGGCGAUAGACUUAAAAUCUUAUCACAAUAUUUUGUGGUGCUAUUGUGAUAACGAUACAAGUGCUAAACUAUUAUUACUUUGCAUGACAGCAGUCACAGCCCCACUAACACAAGUACUGCUUUAGAAAAAGGCCUGUUCAUGACGGCAGUUUCUUAAAGGAAUGUUACAGUCUAUCAGCAGACUGUAACAUUGUAACUGCGUUUGACCAUAUUUUAAUAUUUAUCGAUGGUCUCAUGGAACAUACAGUGGAAAAAUGGUAACACUUUUUCUUUCUUUUUUUAGUUUUCAAGAGUAAUUAUUGUAACUGUUACCAUAAAUCAAAAUUCUUAAAAGAAAAGUUUCUCAAAAUAUAAAAGAUGUGAUAAAUGCCCUAACUUAAGCUCUUUGAAUUUUAUAAAUUGUGAUACAAACUCAAGUGCAUACUCAAUGUCGUACGGUUCUAAAAUAUUUCAAAGGUACUGCUGUAAACAUUUAUUUUCUCAUGUUGUGAAACAGGCAUGGGCCGGUCUGGUUCCUGUAGUUUAAAGUCUUUGUAAUGAGACGGAGGAGAACGUGCUGCAGUGCUGGAAUAUGGCCGUAUGUGUGAGUUACUGUGUGUUUCAACGAACUGAAGAACUCCUACUGCACCACAGCUGGCUGAAAUAAUGUAAUGUAAUCCUCUAAUGGAAUUACGUUUCCAUUAGAGGAUAUGGAAACAUGAUCAGUGGAUGCCUUUCCAUCCGUUACUAAAACAGGAGGUGAAAUCUGAACUUGAAAAGUUGACUUCUGAAAAUUCUAUUUGCUCCUCUCAU
Xiphophorus couchianus (Monterrey platyfish) is the source of this 4580-nucleotide messenger RNA. It is a transcript of the gene zdhhc3a, whose product is annotated as zDHHC palmitoyltransferase 3a. Gene Ontology annotation, molecular function: palmitoyltransferase activity. The transcript is spliced from 7 exons. Lineage: Eukaryota; Metazoa; Chordata; Actinopteri; Cyprinodontiformes; Poeciliidae. The coding region runs from base 218 to 1171 and encodes 317 amino acids. The record is from RefSeq and is a predicted model, not a curated record.